Physeter macrocephalus (sperm whale) is the source of this 1657-nucleotide messenger RNA. RefSeq names its product RAD18 E3 ubiquitin protein ligase (gene RAD18). The coding region runs from base 304 to 1641 and encodes 445 amino acids. The record is from RefSeq and is a predicted model, not a curated record. Gene Ontology annotation, molecular function: ubiquitin protein ligase activity; single-stranded DNA binding. Gene Ontology annotation, biological process: protein monoubiquitination; DNA damage tolerance. Lineage: Eukaryota; Metazoa; Chordata; Mammalia; Artiodactyla; Physeteridae. Gene Ontology annotation, cellular component: Rad6-Rad18 complex; nucleus. The transcript has 12 exons.
GGGAAUUUCGAGUGGCAGCGGCGCGCGGGAGACCAGUGGAUAGGGGACCCUCUACCCUUUUUAGGGGAGGCCAUGGACUCCCUAGUCGAGCCCCGGUGGCCUCCGGGCCUGGCAGUCAUGAAGAUGGACGCACAUCUGUCUGACUUUGCAGAUGGCCUGCCUCUUCCCCUCCUUCUGCUGUCACUGGCGCCAGCUCUUUUCAGGGCUUCCUCAUCUGGCUCUACCGUGUAGUACCGUACAGUACCGAGCAGAAAGCACUGGACUGACGGCCAGUAGACCGGAAGUUUUGUCCUGGCUUGACUCAUGUGCUGUGAGCCUGCUCUGGAUACAAGUUUACUCAUUUGUGAAACAAUAGAUGAUUUGCUGCGCUGUGGGAUUUGCUUUGAAUAUUUCAACAUUGCAGUGAUGAUUCCUCAGUGUUCACAUAACUACUGUUCUCUUUGUAUAAGAAAAUUUCUGUCCUAUAAAACACAAUGUCCAACUUGCUGUGUGACAGUCACAGAGCCAGACCUGAAAAAUAACCGCGUAUUAGAUGAACUGGUAAAAAGCUUGAAUUUUGCACGGAAUCAUCUGUUGCAGUUUGCCUUAGAGUCACCACCCAUCUCUUCUGCUUCCUCCUCUUCAAAGAACCUUGCUGCCAAAGUGCAUACUUCUGUAGCCUUCAGACAUUCAUUAAAGCAAGAAAGCAUGCUAAUGGAGAGUUUCUUGAUUAGAGAAGCUGGUGGUUCUGUGUCAGAGUUGUUGAUAAAAGAGAAUGAAAGCAAAUUCAGCCCUCAAAAAGAGCUGAGCUCUUCUGCAAAGACCAGAGGGACACCUUCCAUAGAAAAGUCAGCUCCAGGUUUCUCAGAUGCUAGUGUUCCUGAGACACCCUCUACAUCAGCCUUGAAACAAGUUACUAAAGUGGAUUGUCCUGUUUGUGGGGUUCAUAUUCCAGAAAAUCACAUUAAUAAGCACUUAGACAGCUGUUUAUCACGUGAAGAGAAGAAAGAAAGCCUCAGAAGCUCUGUUCACAAGAGGAAGCCGCUGCCCAAAACUGUAUAUAACUUGCUCUCAGACAGAGAUUUAAAGAAAAAGCUAAAACAGCAUGGAUUAUCUGUUCAAGGAAAUAAACAACAGCUCAUUAAAAGGCACCAAGAAUUCGUACACAUGUACAAUGCCCAGUGUGAUGCUUUGCAUCCUAAAUCAGCUGCUGAAAUCGUUCAAGAAAUUGAAAAUAUGGAGAAGACUAGGAUGCGUCUUGAAGCUAGUAAACUCAACGAAAGCAUAAUGGUUUUUACAAAGGACCAAACAGAAAAGGAAAUAGAUGAAAUUCACAGUAACUAUCGUAUAAAACAUCAGAAUGAAUUUCAGCGUCUGGUGGAUCAAGCCAAAAAAGGAUAUAAGAAAACUGUUGGAAUGUCAAAAAAAAAAGUAACAAAAGAAGAAGGUGAAUCUACAGAAAAGCUAUUAUCUGUAUGCGUGGGACAGGAAGAUAAUAAAAUGAAAUUCUCAGAUAUGCCCUCAGUAACAAACCACUUCCUUCAGUCAAAGCUGGACUCCCCAGGGAAACUAGAGCCUGACAGACCAGAUGAUUCUUCCAGUUGUACUGAUAUUCAAGAGGAAGCUCUUUCUUCACCAGAGUCAGAUUCAUGCAAUAGGUAAGAAACUUGCAGUAGUU